UCGCUACGCAUGCGCAGCGGGGGCAAGCUGGGAGGUGGGACAGACAGAAUCUUCCGUGUGUCGCCGCCGCUGCCGCCUCAGCCUCAGCCUCGUUACUCCUGCGGUUCUGUGGCUGUGUUGCUGGCGUUAACGGCGCGAGGUGAAGAGAGGUGACGGAAGGUGCGCGCGCGCGCGCGGGGGGUCCCCUCAGUCCCAGCAGUUCCCUUCGUGCGGGUGGGGCGGAGAGGGUCUUCAGCAGUCGGGAGAGGCCCUUGACGGCGCCAUGUCGGCGGGCGGUCCAUGCCCAGCAGCAGCCGGAGGGGGCCCAGGGGGCGCCUCCUGCUCCGCCGGGGCCCCCGGCGGGGUAUCCAUGUUCCGGUGGCUGGAGGUGCUGGAGAAGGAGUUCGACAAGGCUUUUGUGGAUGUGGAUCUGCUCCUGGGCGAGAUCGAUCCAGACCAGGCGGACAUCACUUAUGAGGGGCGACAGAAGAUGACCAGCCUGAGCUCCUGCUUUGCACAGCUUUGCCACAAAGCCCAGUCUGUGUCUCAAAUCAACCACAAGCUGGAGGCACAGUUGGUGGAUCUGAAAUCUGAACUGACAGAAACCCAAGCAGAGAAAGUUGUUUUGGAGAAAGAAGUACAUGAUCAGCUUUUACAGCUGCACUCUAUUCAGCUUCAGCUUCAUGCUAAAACUGGUCAAAGUGUUGACUCUGGUACCAUUAAGGCAAAAUUGUCUGGCCCCUCUGUGGAGGAGCUGGAAAGAGAGCUUGAGGCAAACAAAAAAGAAAAAAUGAAAGAAGCGCAACUUGAAGCUGAAGUGAAAUUGUUGAGAAAAGAGAAUGAAGCCCUUCGUAGACAUAUAGCUGUUCUCCAGGCUGAAGUAUAUGGGGCGAGACUAGCUGCCAAGUACUUGGAUAAGGAACUGGCAGGAAGGGUCCAACAAAUACAAUUGCUAGGACGAGAUAUGAAGGGACCUGCUCAUGAUAAGCUUUGGAACCAGUUAGAAGCUGAAAUACAUUUGCAUCGUCACAAAACUGUGAUCAGAGCCUGCAGAGGACGUAAUGACUUGAAACGACCAAUGCAAGCACCACCAGGGCAUGAUCAAGAUUCCCUAAAGAAAAGCCAAGGUGUUGGUCCAAUUAGAAAAGUUCUCCUCCUUAAGGAAGAUCACGAAGGCCUUGGCAUUUCAAUUACAGGUGGGAAAGAACAUGGUGUUCCAAUCCUCAUCUCUGAGAUCCAUCCGGGUCAACCUGCUGAUAGAUGUGGAGGGCUGCACGUUGGGGAUGCUAUUUUGGCAGUCAAUGGAGUUAACCUAAGGGACACAAAGCAUAAAGAAGCUGUAACCAUUCUUUCUCAGCAGAGAGGAGAGAUUGAAUUUGAAGUAGUUUAUGUGGCUCCUGAAGUAGAUUCUGAUGAUGAAAACGUAGAGUAUGAAGAUGAGAGUGGACAUCGUUACCGUUUGUACCUUGAUGAGUUAGAAGGAGGUGGUAACCCUGGUGCUAGUUGCAAAGACACAAGUGGGGAAAUCAAAGUAUUACAAGGAUUUAAUAAGAAGGCAGUAACUGACACACAUGAAAAUGGAGACCUGGGCACUGCAAGUGAAACUCCGCUAGAUGACAGUGCUUCAAAAUUAGACGAUCUGCACACUCUGUAUCAUAAAAAAUCUUAUUAAAUUGACCAUGUCUCCAGACAAGAUUGUUAAUCAGACUGUUCUGAAUUUGGGGCACUGGGGAAGAUGGUGACAAAGACUACAAAAUCAGAGGAGGCUGUUUGUUGCCUAAAUGAAAGGCGGGUACCUCAGGGCUUCAUGUGAACAAUUCUAAAUGCAUAAAACACACUGUUUUCUGUGGUAGACCAUGAUUAGCUAUUGCAUGUAAAGCAAUUUUGAUUUUCUUGAACAUGUAAGCACCAAAGCAUGUGUUCCCAAAGGGGUAUUACUGGGCUGUUAAGUACCAAAUGAAACCCUACUGUUUUAUUUGGUUUGUUUUCCCUUUAGAAGGAGGACAGUGCUAACUGCAAUUUUAUAAGAAAUACCCUUACAGAGAGUAAGUGAAUUCAUAUUUUAUAUUCUAGAAUGUUAACCGUGGUGUUUCAGAAGACAGAGCUUGACUCAAUGAAUUGUAGAAAUAUAGGCUUGACUUAAUUUUUGAAACUGAAAGAAAGGCUUUAGACUUCAAAAAAAUUUAUUGUGCAUCCUGAAAUCUAAACCAAUUAUUAAUGAUCAUUUAUUGUAAUGAGUUUGCAUUUCAGCUUUAUUCAAUGCAGUACGAAAUAGUUUUCUUUAAGCAGUCCUUUAUCAAUCAAUGCUGCACUAGAAAUAGAUUCUCAAAAGUUACUAAACAUUUUACUUUUUUUGGUUUUUAAAAGAAAUGCAGAUGAGUGUAAAACAUCUGUUCUCAAUUAUGUUGAUCUGUGUGCACGGUACUGGAGCGUUUACCCAUUCAUGUUAAGGCUCAAAUGCUUGUUUUCUGGGAUCCACAAAAGACAGUUUUAUACAUUUUGAGUUGUUCAUAAAGUUUGUCUUGUGAUAGUCCUGGCACUUAAAGAUAAAUGUUUCUGGUAGUAAAAGUUCAGAUUUAUUACUGUGUCACGAAACACAGUAUAUUCAAAUCAAAUGGCAGUUUUCUUUCUAAGUAAAUGAUUUCCAAUCAUCUAAAAGGUGUGCAAGAAGAGAUAAAGACAUUUUGAUACAGUAAUUGUUUUGGUUGGGUUUUCAUGUCAGUUUAUGUUUGACUAAAACUCUCUUCACAUGCAGGUUUAUAAAUUUGUUAGGUCUCUUGUCCUAUGAUUAAACAUGGAGUGCUUCCUCUCUGAUUUAAUAUUUUGCAGGUCAUUGUAACCUGCUAGGCAAAGUCAAAACAUUGCAUUAAAGAGGUGAUAGUUUUGCUAAUAUCACUGUUUUAAAGGAUAUACAGUUAAGGGAAUAUUAAGUGGGAGAAAGCCUAUAAGGCUUUUAGAAUAUUAUCAGUAUCUUCAUUUCUGGUAUUCAGAUGUUAUGUGAUAAAACACACUUUUUUUUGUCUUUCCCAGAUACACUAUAUAUUUGUUCAAGGGUAAAUCUAUAAAAUAUAUAUACUUUAUUUUGUGGUUUUGCUAUUUAUAAAUUUAAUGUUUUAACUGUUGCUCUUUUAUGGUUUGUUUUGGGUGGUGGUGUUCAUCUGUAUAUCACCAUGUUAAUUUGUAAUAGAAGUGCACUUCAUAGUAUAUAUUGUUACUGAUAUUAAAAUACUUUAUAGCAUUUGCCUCUGAGCAAAAGCUAGUAUUUAAUUGUACAAAUGAAUAAGCAAGUUACAUGUUAUUGUUUGCUCUUGAAAGGGUAGGCCUCUUAAAAGGAAAAAAUACAACUUGUUUUUUCCUUAUCCCCUAUGCCAAACACAUACCUUCCAUGCAUGACAUGAGAUCUGCAAACUGAAUUUUAGCCACUGUAUUUAUUUAGUCAAAAAAAUUGUCCAUUGUAGCAGACCUGAAAACCUUUUUGCUGUGACAUGGAACCAUGUUAUUCUUAUCUUCUAAAAACACAGCCUGGGAUGGAACGACCAUGGCAUUUUUUUCAGAGAACAUCCUUUAUCUGCUAUGACUGAAUCCUUAGGAAAUAACCCUUUGAUUUUCAAGAACUACCGAAUAAGUGUAUGAAGAGGUUGUUUGUUUUUAAAACCUCAAGUUGGAAUUUUUAUGAGGUCACUGUGUAAUUUGAAGGAUUGUAUGAGAUGGUUAUGAUAUAAAUUCCUUUUAAGGACUGAUAAAUAGAAUGAAAAGUUUCCAGGUAGUUUAAAACUCCACAGGUCAGUUUCCUUUUCAUUCCUGCUUCACUGUGGUUUGUAAGCCUACGGGAGAGCACCAUUGCUCAGAUGCUGCUGUGAGCUUCCUGUCAGGUGUUAGAAAGUAACUAGUUAAAAGAUCAUUUUAGAAUAUAUGGUUUUUGGGGAUGAACUAAGAAUUAGUUAUUAGUUCCAAAGGACUGAGAACCAAUUUUAAUAUUUUCACAUUUAUAGGAAAGAAAUUCAUAUGUCCCUGAAACUUCUAAGACAAAACCAAACAAGGAGGGAACUGUUGCAAAGCCAUUUCAUCGAGAAAGGGACAGAAGGAGAAAUACACACAUGUAUACACAAACAGAAUGGUUGAGAAAACGUUUUAAUAGAAUGUGAGGGUUGUAUGUAUGUGUGUAUAUAUUUACACUUAACCUCUAAAAUUCUCUUCUACAGUACCUCAGUUAUGAAUAUAAUGGAAAAGCAGCAUUUUGGCAGUGAGACUAUUGUUAAAAUAAAUUUGAGAAAAAUGAAAAUUUUGUGAGUCUUGAUAAUUACAAGUCAACAGCUUUCGAAAGUUAGCACAACUUGUCUGUGGUGCUGUUUUUUUUUCCCCACCACAGUGGACUUAUUCUGUUUUCAUGUUUAGAAACAAAAAGGUUUCAUGUGAUUCAUGUGUAAGAUGCACAGUAUUUGACAUCCUAAUUAUGUAAUCCCUAUUCCAUCUAUCCAGUCUUACACUUACAGUUGGCCUCAAAUCUAUUGCAUUUAUGAUAAUGUAUUAUAUCUAGUUGAGUUUAAUAUUUUUUUAUUAGCUUGUAAAUAAAGAUGGCAUCUUCUACAUUAAAAUGAUAUUGAUCUCAUUUUUUAAAAUAAACAUUUUGUUUCCUUGACAUUAAAUAUUUUGGCUUAUUAUUUAUUUAUAGUAGCUUCUAUUAUUUGUACCAACAUGUCAUAAAGUCUGUGCAAAGGACUUGGCUUAAUUUUGUGUUAUAAUAUUGUGUUAUAAAUGUUGAGGAAAACAUUGAUAAAAGUUAGAAAAUCCUGUUUUUAAGAUACUAUUUAAAAGGAUAUUCUUCCAUUUUGACAUCUAAGUAUAUAUAAUUUAGAAGUUCCUAAGUUAUAUGUAAAAUAAUUUUUGGAAAAUACUUGUAAAUGAAUUACUUGAGUUAUAAACAUUUAGAAAUGUUAUGAAUAUUAGAAAUACAUUUUUGUCACUGACUAAUCUUGAUUCAGUGCUAAUACAUAUAUGCUUUCUGUGUGUUGAUUUAAGCUCCCAGUUCACCAAGUGAUUUGAAAAGAUGCCUUUUCCCCAGAAUAUAACCCCAUAGGAUAUUGGUCAAUUUAUGAAUUUUUUGGUCAGUUUAUGAAAUUUUAAAGAGAACUUGCAUUUUCAUUGUUAAUCAGUGUUUUAUUUUAGGUGGUUUUAUAACUGUAAUGUUAAAAAAAAAAAAAAAAACAACUUUAAAAGUAUUGCAAAUUACCGUGCGCUGUUGGUGCUGAAUAUUUGUUUAAUAGUGAACCUUUUUCAGGUGUGUUUUGAGAGUUAUAACCACCAUGGCGGCAGCCAUGAGAAUGCAUCUGUCAGUUCUCGUGCAGGAGGGAGCGUAGCUUACUGAAAGCCCAGCUACUGUGGUCUGAAAUUCAUCCCUGUGUACAUGGUGAGGCUAUGCUUCUCCACGCUGCUGCCAGUCAAUGACUGAUUAUGACAGGGAUAUUAUAUGAUGACUCCUCAACUUUAGCUGAGCACUCCAUGAUGGUCUUGCCAAACUCCCUUAGGAUUACAUUGUAGUCCAAGUUGCUGUCACCCAACCUUCCUUCCUCCUUUCGUUCACCUUGGGUCUUACCUCCAUUGUGGUCUCAUUGCUUUCCAGCCUCCCAUCAACCCCAGCUCCCUACCUAUUUUUCCUCACUGGCAUUGCCCUUAAUAAAUCUGUUGCACAGCAGAUCCCUUUUUGGUGUUGGCGUCUGCUUCUUAGCCUAGACUAACACAAGUGACCAUGAGUGAGAUUUGAGGAAACAGGUAAUAAGAUGGGCAUUAGGAAUCCACACAAAGGGCAAAGACAAUGAUAUCUAGUUGGUAAGUACGGUUUAUCUAGUCCUUGACACAAAAUCAUGGCUCAGUGGCUAUUUCACAAAUGGUGUGCAGAAAAGAGUUAACAGAAUAGGCCUGAACCUGUUGUCUUUAGGUCUGCUUGCAAGGUUGGACCUUGGCCAGAGUCCAGCAACUUGGAUAUCAGGAGUAUUCCCAUCAUCCUCUUGCUGGUAAGAGUGGUUUACUGUGCCUGAAAUGUUUGUACAAACAAUAGGAUUUUUGUUGAACACCUACUUUCCUCUGGGAAUCUAGAAUUUUAGUACAUGCUAGGUAGAGGGUACCUACAUGACUGACUCCCCUAAAACCUUGACUCCUAGGUUCAGUCAGGCAAGCUUCCUAGGUGGACAACACUUGAUGUAUUGUUACACGUUACUGCUAGAGGAAUUAAGCAUGUCCUGUGUGACUCCAUUGGGAGAUGAAUUUUGGAGCUUGUACCUGAUUUUCUUGGGACUUUGCUCAUAUGCCUUUUCCCUUUCCUCAUUUUGCUUUGUGUUCUCUGUAAUAAAUCAUAAUUGUGAAUAAAACUAUGCUUAAUCGGA
Macaca mulatta (Rhesus monkey) is the source of this 6359-nucleotide messenger RNA. RefSeq names its product golgi associated PDZ and coiled-coil motif containing (gene GOPC). Gene Ontology annotation, biological process: negative regulation of protein localization to cell surface. Gene Ontology annotation, cellular component: membrane; trans-Golgi network transport vesicle; Golgi apparatus. Gene Ontology annotation, molecular function: transmembrane transporter binding. NCBI's taxonomy places the organism in Eukaryota, Metazoa, Chordata, Mammalia, Primates, Cercopithecidae. The record is from RefSeq and is a predicted model, not a curated record.